GAGAAGGCAGCCAGAGCUCAAUGCAUGAGGGUAGAAUGAGAGCGCCUGCAUCGCCAUGGUUGAUCAGCGCAUUGAGUAGCAUUGAUUUUAUGGAAGGCACAGUCACGGACCCUCACGGUUCACCACUAGGUAGUACCUGCAAGGGCUAAGGAUGAAAAUUAAGCAAUGUAUCCUGCACAAUUUUGACUGCAUGGGGGUAAAAACAGAUGCUGCUCUUCACCAAUUGCUCCAACGGUGGCGGCCUGCAAUUAGAUCGAACUAGAGGACGCCGACCAUCAGACAAUCUUAUGUCGCGGCGACGUGAUGCAAUCCUUCAGAGUCUCUUGAAAUUGAAGUUGUGCAUCCUUGCUGGCCAAAGGAUCUAUUCAGAUAGGCCAUUUGUUGGUGGCGUUCAGUUUUUUCUUUGAAAGAUCAAGCUAGUGGCGCAGUCGGCUGUGAUCUUAUGCAGUAAUCAAGCAGCAGCUGAGCGGUUGCUGACAUGGAACCAAUUGUGCUUGAUGUCGGAAGUGGUUACACAAAAGCAGGGUACGCAAACCCCGACAGCGAGCCUCCAUUGGUGCUCCGCACAGCCUUGGUGCCGGCCACUGAUCAGACCGGCAUCCGGGCGUCCCCAAGCAGUGCGCCCGGAGAGGAUACCUCCACUUGGCCAGUACAGAGGGGCCAGAUUGCAGACUGGGAAGCAAUAGAAGACUUCUGGCACUACAUUCUCUACAACCAGCUCGGUUGGGAAGAGGGCAAUGAAGGACAGGUCCUGUACGCGGAGCCUCUGUUCUCGUCAAAAGCCUCAAGGGAGAGGUUGGCACAGGUCAUGUUUGAGAACUUCAAUGUCAGCGGACUGUAUGUUCUCGACCAAGCCGUGCUCUCCCUCUACGCUACCGGGCGCCUCAGCGGGUGCGCAAUCGACGUCGGUUGCGGAAAAGUUGACAUCGCCCCGGUCGUUGAGGGGGCUGUUCUGCACAGCAUAGCGCAGCAGAUUCCUCUGGGGGGAAACGAUUUGACAAAGCUUUUCGAGAAGCUAGUUAGCGAGGCGGACCGAAAACGGGGCACAUCGAAAGCAAAUGGUGGGGCUGAUCAGAAUGGUACCUUAGGGGGGCCGACUUUGGGAGCGGAGUAUGGGGUGAUUGAGCAGCUUAAGGAGAAGCAUGCAGCGGUUGCUGAGGAUGCGGGCGCGUAUGUCAGGAUGACGUCAGGGGAUGCGGAGCCGCUCAGAGAGGAGCACACGCUGCCUGAUGGACAGGUCAUCUCCGUGGGGAGAGAACGGUACACCGUCGGAGAGGCCCUGUUUCAGCCGUCUUUGGUCGGGAUCGAUGCUGCUGGGAUAGCAGAGGCUGCGUCGAGGUCCAUCAUGGCGGGGCCUCAAGAGAACCAACGACAGUUCCUUGAGAACAUCGUUCUCUGUGGGGGGUCGUCUCUCAUAAACGGUCUCGAGUCCAGGCUCCUAAACGAGCUGUCACAAGCUUCACCGCCUUCUAUACGACCGCUCACUGUCAAGCCGCCGGAAUACAUGCCCGACUCUACACUCCGGCAUUCCGCAUGGAUGGGAGGGGCCAUUCUAGCCAAAGUCGUCUUCCCCCAAAAUCAGCACAUCACGAAAGCGGAGUACGAUGAGCAUGGACCAUUCAUUGUGCACAAAAAGGGCUUUUGAGUGCGGUUACUGGCACACAUUGAACCGGUCAACGCAGAUGGAAUGCCCUACUCUCGUCCUUG
Messenger RNA from Klebsormidium nitens, 1707 nucleotides. The record is from the annotation of a GenBank genome assembly. Lineage: Eukaryota; Viridiplantae; Streptophyta; Klebsormidiophyceae; Klebsormidiales; Klebsormidiaceae.